Molecule: messenger RNA, 1760 nt
Organism: Cyprinus carpio (common carp)
Lineage: Eukaryota; Metazoa; Chordata; Actinopteri; Cypriniformes; Cyprinidae
Product: interferon-induced protein with tetratricopeptide repeats 5-like
Biological process (GO): defense response to virus
Cellular component (GO): cytosol
Molecular function (GO): protein binding
Source: RefSeq, a predicted model, not a curated record
CGAAAGCGAAACCUAUCUUUCUGCCUUUUUAGUUUCGUUUUCGUGACAUCGAAUCUUUCUAUACGCAGACCGAAGGGAAAGAACGCAUCCUGAAAUAAAAUGAGCAACAAAGACAUGGAAGCUAAGCUCAGGCAGCUGGAGUGUCUUUUUACAUGGGGAGUAGAAAAAUCUGACAUAAGGGAUUUGAACAGCUUACCAGACAGACUCCAUGAUAGGAUCAGAUUUUGUCCACAAAAGAAUCAUGCUACAUAUUUCAACCUUCUGGCUUUUAUCAGCCACCUGGAGGGUAAAACUGAGAGUGCACUGGAUUACCUUCAAAAGGCUGAAUUGGCAUUAAGGGAAGACCAACGAAAGAAAGCGGAGUUCCUUGUGACGUUCUCCAGUUUUGCAUGGGUACACUAUCACCUGCAGAGGUUAAAUGAUGUGGAAGAUUACUUGAACACCAUUAAAAGUAUAUGGAAGGACAUACCAGGUUCAUCAGAUUACUCCUGCAGCUUGCCCGUAGUACAUGGUGAGAAAGGCUGGAGCUUUCUGAGACUUGGAGGAACGUUCUAUAAACAAGCAAAAGAAAGUUUCUCUAAGGCUCUUGAGGCAGAGCCACACAACAUGUUUUUUAAUGUAGGCUAUGCAAUAGUGCUUUACAGGAUAGAUGGCAUGAACAAAGCAGAAGAGACUGGAACAGCUACUGAACAGCUAAGAAAGGCUCUCAGCCUGGAGCCCACGAACACUGAGAUCAUGGUACUUUUGGCUCUGAAACUCCAGAGGUCAAGGAGACAGGAAGCCCAGAACCUAAUAAAAGAGGCCCUCAGGUUGUCUCCUGACAUCCCACAAGUCACCAGAUAUGUGGCUAAAUAUUUCAGGGCAGAGGGCUCCAUUAAAGAAUCACUGUCUGUCCUCACUAGGGUAGUGGAACAGGCCCCAAAUUCCUCCUUCCUGCACCAUCAAAUCGGCCUUUGCCAUAAACAGCUGCUUAAUCAGAUGUUUGAGGAGAGGAGGCCCGGUAGACGCGUUCCUGCUGCUCAGAAAUCUGCUAAGGUGGCUGAAUGUAUCCAGCACUUCUCAAAGGCUGUAGAGCUGAAGCCUAGCAAUAUUUAUGCUAAAGUAAAUUUAGCAGAGGCCUAUGGGGAGGACCGGCAACUUGAACAGGCCGAGAAGAUUUUCUGCAGCCUGAUAGAUGACAAGGCUCUCAGCGAGUCUGAUAAGCAGCACUGCUACAAAUCCUAUGGUUUAUUUCUGCUCUACAAGAAAAAGGAUGAGGACCAAGCCGUCAGUCGGUUCAAGUCAGCAUACAUGAUUCCUAUCGACAGCUACGAAAGGAAACAAGCUGGCAAGAAGCUCAGACUAAUCGCAGAGAGGAAUCUUAACACCAGGCGGAAAGUCAAAGAAGCAUACGAGAUUUUGGCUUUUAUAUCUUCUGAAGACAAGCAGGAGAUGCAAGCAAAGGAGUAUCUGCGGAGAGCCCAUCAGCACUGCUCACACACUGAUGAGCUGUCAAAAAACUUUGCUAAGGGACUGAAAUUGUAACUUUCUUACUUGUACAUACUUUUAUCAAAAAACUUACGAUAAUGCUUUUAAUGUGCACUUAAUCAUCUAUAUAAAUUGUGCAGUGGCUGAAUAAUGUUUAUACAAAUAAUAGUGUACUAGUGUAAAAAAUAUUGUUUUAAGUCUAUUGUUUAAUAAUUAUUAUAUUGCUGGUUUAAAAUGGACUGAAACACACACACACACACACACACACACACACACACACACACACACACACA